Molecule: messenger RNA, 3514 nt
Organism: Porites lobata
Lineage: Eukaryota; Metazoa; Cnidaria; Anthozoa; Scleractinia; Poritidae
Source: the annotation of a GenBank genome assembly
AUGGUUACAGUCCUUUCAGAUUAUACAGUAAUUGUCCAGACGGCUGAUAAAUGGGGGGCUGGAACGGAUGCUACAGUAAAAAUCAAAGUGGAAGGUACGAAGGGAAACGCAGAACGGAAUCUAGAAGGCAGUUUUGAACGAGGAGAGUAAGGAAAAUGUUUUCUGUAAUUUCCACGCUACCGAUUUUAAUUAGCAUUCUAUAUUCUAGCUACGGCUACGGUAACGUCAAAAGAACAGUAGAUCUAAUAAGCAAGACAAACACUCUGGAUGCUUAUCACACUUUUUGAUUCUUUUUGUGCGGUCCUUUGCACGUGAAAAUCCUCUUCCCAAGUAUUACUAGGAUCUGAUUUAACACACACAAAAAUAAUUUUCUUUCUCCUCUAUAAACUUGGGUACGUUCCGUUAGAAUUUAACAACAAAAAAAUUCACCUAAGACUUGACAGACGCAAGUAGGACUAAUCGCUUCGACAUAUGCAGUUUGUUUUAUUCGAUAGAUGAUGAUGAUAAUGAUGAUGAUGAUGAUAAAAUUCUGUAUGCUGAGGAGGUUUAAUUUUCAUUUUAAUUUGUUAUUCAGUUCUCACUGUGUUGCUGGUGUUGCUACCCGCGGUCACAUCUACUGUCACUGCCUGUUUCUUGUUUAUUGUUAGAGUUGCAUUGUCUAUAAUUUUUUGUCUAAUUUAUUUUAAUACAUUAGAAGCAUAAGAUGCUGUCGGAAAACGUUUGCAGAUUGCAGAUACACUUUACCUACAAGUAAUGUUAGCAGAUUUUACUGACACGAGGUUCUUAGUCACUAAAGAGUAUCAAUAGGAGAGAACUUUACAUUAAAGCUGAAGUUGCUUCUUUUUUCCAAAGCACACGAUAUUUCUUUACAUAGCUGAAAAAUAAUAGCACUAGCAUGGCAAUUGGCUGAUUCUGAAUAUCCGGGACUGAUACAGAAACAACAAAUAAAAGGAAACAAGGAAACUUGUUUGUUUCUUUAUAAAAAAAAGUAAGGAAGUUAUUUUGCUGUCUGUUAAAAAUUGAUCGAUUCACACUUUUAAAAAAGUGUACAAUAAAAUCUUGAGAUAUUACAAUCCAGCCUGUUCAAAUUACCGAAGAUUGAGAAUUAUGGCCUUUUGUUCCCAAAUAGGAAGUUAUUAUAAACCGGAUUAUCAUCAUUAGGUUUUUAAUUUUUCAAUUAAGAUUCCUGUGAACUAAGCGUCUGUCCUACGUAAAAUAAUAUUAUCCCGGAGGGUGUUAUUCGCCCGAACCCAUCCCAUCUUCUCACAAGUUCUUCUCAUGAUGCUCAGCCUUCAUCCAGUUAUUGUAGCCUACUCACAGUCCCUCUAUUUUCCCUUCAGAGAUCGUCGAGCGCGCGUAUGAAAAUAAAAACCAAGGGGAUUUAUUAACUGCUAGUGCAAGGGGGUCGUUCUUCCCCUCCCCCCUCGCUCUCACGCGCUCGUUUCUUUCGCGUACUAGUAUCUUUUCGAAAAGAAAAAUAGAAUAACGUCUGUGUACAGACUACAGUAAUUGUUAAUUAUUAUUUCACUGAGAAACUAACUCCUCAGUCCUUAUUUCCUGUACGAUCUCUUUGCUUUUAAAUGAUGUGUACAUUUUCACAACAAACAUGAACCUCGUUAUCAGCGCUUUUUCCCUCAGAAACAAAGAAGCCCUAAGGAACGAGAUUGAGAAAAAACAUCUGAAACACAUUAACUUGGUCUGUUGAUCAAUCUAGUUACUAACACUAUGUUUUUUCCUUUUUGCCAUUAUUAAUAUUUUAACAGGCAUGAAACAUUCCAUUUCUCUGACUGGGACAUUGGAUAUGUUAAGGUAUCAGCCACCCUUAAAAUUGCCAUUUUUCCAUAUUUGAGGUUUCAACGUUUUCAAAUAGAUAUGCUUGAGAGCUUUCUUUCAAAAAAAAAAUCAGAAGAAAAUAUUAUUUCUGUCGAAAGAUAUCGGUGGUAAAAGAUUUUUUCUCGUUAAUUAUCUUAAUUGAUCGUUGACAAGAUCUGUCAUAUCCGUGUCAUAUCAAUUAACUUGCCUGUGAACUAGUAACGUGAUUCCGAGUGCGUGAUUGGACACAACACGUGCGAAUUGUCUUCGCGUUGUUUAUAGCCUUUAGUAUUCUCCGUGGAUAUUUAGCGUUUGCUUCGGUGAAAAUGCCGCCAAGAAAAAAGAAAAGGUCGUGUCCGUUUUCGUCAUCGAAACCGAGAGCGAAAAAGAAAUCGAAUGGGCCGCAAAAUUUUAUCAGCAAGAGAAGUGGCUCGAGGAGUUGGAUAUUCAGAAAAGCGAAAAUGCUGCAGUUGCUGAGAGUGCAAGCCGCUCCAAAAUCCAGCUUGAAGAGCCAGAUGAAGAAAGCCAAUUAAGCUCAUCGACCGCAUCUGCUGAUGGAACGUGGAAAACAAUAAGCGGUCGAGCUAUCGUAUCGAGAGAAAAGCUGCUUGAGAAACUGGACGAGUCUGUAUCUUGUCGAUUUUGCCGGGGAAGAGUCCAAGUCAUGGAAAAUGUAGCGACUAAGCAUGGACUUGGUUCUACCUGGAGAAUCCAGCGCGAGAAUGAAAGCUGUCCGUCGCACAAGACAAAUUCUGUUUUUAAUUCUUCCGAGAAGAGCAGAGCGUUUGAAAUAAACCGGACCUCAGUUCUUGGCCUUCGAGCAAUCGGUGGUGGACAUUCGGCGGCUUCAAAAUUUUUUAGUUUCCUUGGCCUGGCGCCGAUCAACAAAUCAUACAAAAAAGAUCGAAGGAGAGGCAAAACUUUUGCUCGAGAAAGAAUUAAACCGUGCUUCUCGUGUUGUAAAAGAGUGGAAGUUUUCCUGUUACAUGUUACCUGUCAAAGUCCUAUUGUUAGAGAAAAUUGAUCCCUCUCUGAUAUCAAUCAGAAUAAACAUUUAGGUGUUAUAAUCUCAUUCCAGGUAGGAUGCCGCCAAAAAAGUAUUUUCUUUUUUAUCUCCGAACGCAAAUUUUGCCGAUCGACUCGUACGUUUUGAACUCCAAGUCAGCAGCCUUUCAAUCAAUUUGGCUAAAAUUUGGCCAGAGUGAUUCCAUAUAUCUCUUCUACAAAACCGUGUCUGCGAAUUUUAAUACUCCUUUUCAUUUUAAAGCUAGAGCUUUUUUUCCACAGGGAGUGUUGACUAAUUGCCUUCCCCGACUUCAUUUGCUAAUAAAAGAAAAACAAACGCACUUGUCAAAAAUCUGAGACACGGUUUUUUAGUGGAACAUGUUGAGAACCAAAUGCGAUGUUAAUUGUUUUCUUCCGUUUAUUUCCGGCGGGAGUGGAACAUGAUUUAUAGAGACGUGUACGUUUACACAAAGCGUUCCACUUUCGAAACACAUUUAAGUAAAUCGUUUUUGUUAGUUCAAAUCCAUAAUCUGGAAUUAUUAAGCUUUUAAAAAAUAUAUGGUUUAUAGGGGUUUUUAUAAAAACAACUGACGCUACAGCGAUCCGCGCGCGGACGGUCCUGAAGGGUGGCUGAUACCUUAAAGGUCUAGAGAUUUAUCGUGGCAACGAGGGUACUUUUCCUGGCUGGGACUUGCAA